AUGAAGGCUUGGGAGGCAACAGUAAGAAAAACGCAGGCCGUGGCGAAGAAACGAGCCAAUACCAUCUUUGGGACGUAUGCAGCAUCCCCAAAUGUGGAAGAAGAAAUGAUUGAGGACUAUGAGGAAGAAGAACAUCCAAGUGGAGAGGUGUAUCAAGCAGAGAGAUUUCUUCCCAAUGGCGACUACUACACGGGGUAUUGGGCAGACAAUUUUCCUCAUGGAACUGGAAAGUAUUGGUGGACAGAUGGAUGUAUGUAUGUAGGAGAAUGGUUUAGAGGGAAGACUAUGGGAAAAGGUACGUUUAGUUGGCCUUCUGGGGCUAUGUAUGAAGGCAAUUUCAAGAGUGGUUUCAUGGAUGGAGAAGGUACAUAUUCAAGUUCCAAUGGUGACACAUAUAGGGGUUCUUGGAUGAUGAAUUUUAAGCAUGGCCGUGGUACAAAAGAAUAUGCCAACGGAGAUUGUUACGAAGGAGAAUGGUGUCGCGGGCUGCAGGAAGGUCAGGGGAAAUAUCAAUGGAAGAAUGGGAAUUAUUAUGUUGGUGAAUGGAAAAAUGGAAUUAUUUGUGGUAAAGGAAAAUUAUGUUGGACCAAUGGAAACGUGUAUGAAGGUAAUUGGGAAGAUGGAUUACUUAAGGGAAACGGAACUUUCAAAUGGCCUGAUGGGAGUCUUUAUAUUGGUAAUUGGAGCAAGGAUCCAAAGGAUCAGAACGGGACUUAUUAUCCAGCAGGAUCAACAUUGCUGGAUGGAAAUCUUGAAUGGGAUCCUCAAGAAGUGUAUAAUGUGGAUUUGAAAGAUUGUAAGGUGUGCCCAAGUGAAAAGGUUUCAAUUUUGCCAUCUAAUAAGAAGCUAGCUAUGUGGAGAUCUACAAAGGCAUCUGAUUCCAGCACAAGGCCAAGAAGAAUGUCAGUUGAUGGGAGAAUAGAUGCUGGCAUAGAUAAGGAAUUUGCUAGAAUUCCGACACCUGAUGCUGCUGCUGGCAGACAUAGUUCUGCUGGUACUUCUGAUAGAAAUGGGAUGGAUGAAAGCUUUGCAGGUCUACAGAUUGAAGAUGUCAGUACACGCGGAAGCCCUAUUAGGAUACCAAAGGUGGUGAAGAAACAAGGAGAGACCAUCUCUAAAGGGCAUAAGAAUUAUGAGUUAAUGCUCAAUUUGCAAUUGGGAAUCAGGCAUUCUGUAGGGAAACCUGGUCCACCUCCAUCACUUGAUCUGAAACCAUCAGCUUUUGACCCUAAGGAAAAGUACUGGACAAGAUUUCCGCCAGAGGGAUCCAAGAAUACUCCACCACACCCGUCGUGUGAGUUCCGAUGGAAGGAUUACUGCCCAAAAGUUUUCAGGACCCUAAGAUUGUUAUUCAAGGUGGAUCCAGCGGAUUACAUGUUAUCCAUUUGUGGAAAUGAUGCCCUCCGUGAACUUUGUUCACCUGGCAAAAGUGGAAGCUUCUUUUACUUGACCAACGAUGAUCGCUACAUGAUAAAGACAAUGAAGAAAGCAGAAGUGAAGGUUCUUCUGAGGAUGUUAAAUGCCUACUAUAACCAUGUUCGAGCAUUUGAGAACACUCUUGUGAUCAAAUACUUUGGUCUACACUGUGUUAGGUUAAAUGGACCAGCACAAAAGAAGGUACGCUUCAUCAUCAUGGGAAACCUGUUCUGCACAGACUACACGAUUCACAGACGAUACGACUUGAAGGGAUCUACUUUUGGCCGCAUUACUGAUAAGCCAGAAUCGGAGAUUGAUGCAAAUACAACUCUAAAGGACCUAGAUCUUGACUUCAUAUUCCGAUUGCAGAAGAAUUGGUUUCAAGAGUUUCGAAGACAAGUUGACAGGGACUGUGAGUUUCUCGAGCAGGAGAGGAUAAUGGACUAUAGCCUUUUGGUUGGUCUUCACUUCAGAGAAGCAACAAACAGCUGCGACCAUACUCCCCCUGGUUGUGUAACACCAACAGAUAAUGGUGGUGCAGAAGAAUCUCUUCCCCGCCUUUCUAGAGCAGACAUGGAUCAACUGCUUCUGGAUCCUGCAGGGUGGGCUAGCAUCAGAUUGGGAGUGAAUAUGCCUGCCAAGGUUGAAAGGACAGAGAGGAAAAACGAUGGCGAAAUUCAGCUAGUAGGAGAACCAACUGGAGAAUACUAUGAUGUAAUAAUAUUCUUUAGCAUCAUAGACAUACUUCAAGACUAUGACAUUUCCAAGAAGCUCGAGCAUGCGUACAAGUCCAUCCAAUAUGAUCCAACUUCCAUAUCAGCUGUGGAUCCUAAACAAUACUCGAGGCGUUUUCGAGAUUACAUAUUCAAAGUUUUUGCAGAAGACAUUUGA
This is a messenger RNA of Coffea eugenioides, 2307 nucleotides long. RefSeq names its product phosphatidylinositol 4-phosphate 5-kinase 6-like. Gene Ontology annotation, molecular function: 1-phosphatidylinositol-4-phosphate 5-kinase activity; ATP binding. The record is from RefSeq and is a predicted model, not a curated record. Gene Ontology annotation, biological process: phosphatidylinositol metabolic process. Bases 1 to 2307 code for a protein of 768 amino acids. Lineage: Eukaryota; Viridiplantae; Streptophyta; Magnoliopsida; Gentianales; Rubiaceae. The transcript is spliced from 8 exons.